AUGCUGGUGAAUCCUGUUCCUAGGCAUCACAGCUGGUCUCAGGGCGUGUCCCGCCCCCACUCGAACCCCUCGGGAUCCGGAGCAGCCCGAGCAUCAGCGAGAGUAGCUGCGAGCAGCCGCGGCGGCGGCGGCGCGUCGGUGCAGUUGCGCCAUCUGUCAGGAGCGCAGCCGGCGGGGAGGGGGCUCCGCGGAGAGGAGGAGGGGUCGCCGCGCGCCGGGCCUCCGAGACCCGCCCGCUGGUCAAGAGCGCAGCGAGGCCGCCUCCAGCCGGAGCGUUCCGAGGACACCCCGGGCGCACACAAAGCCGCCACCCGCGCCAGGGAGGGACCGCGCUGCCGGGCCGGGGAUACCGGCGCCGCCCCCUCGGCGCUUUGCAAGGCCCACGAGCUCCUGGGCCCCGCCGCGGAGCCGCCGGAGCCGCCUGGGCCGCGCCGGAGGAGGGCGGGGAGAGGACCAUGUGAAUGUGCUCCGGAGCCGAGCGCCACGCCACGCCACGCAGUGUUUGAAAGAAACAGGAUGCUGAUCUAAUCGUGG
Messenger RNA from Mastomys coucha (southern multimammate mouse), 534 nucleotides. Its product is annotated as collagen alpha-1(I) chain-like. NCBI's taxonomy places the organism in Eukaryota, Metazoa, Chordata, Mammalia, Rodentia, Muridae. The transcript is spliced from 3 exons. Bases 1 to 528 code for a protein of 175 amino acids. The record is from RefSeq and is a predicted model, not a curated record.